UAAAUCACAAUCCCUGGAAGCCACGAAGUGUUAGAAUUUCUUGUCAUUGAAGGUACCCCUCUUUUGUUGCUUGACCCUCAAUCAAAGACCCAUCUUUUCCGUUUGGCUCAGGCAACUUCAGCACUGAAGCCCUAAUCACCAUAUCCACCAACCCUUUUGCUUUUCAACUCUCAAACUCCUACAUGGGUAGCGAAACUCUCUUCCUUCAAACCCCACCAACCCCGUCAUCCACCACCACUGUGAACCUGCCUGUACCUGCUCCAGUGGCAUCAGCAUCAGCAUCAGCAACAACUGCGCCCCCUACCUCUCUUGCUCCUGGCUUCAGGUUCCACCCAACUGAUGAGGAGCUUGUUAUUUACUACCUCAAGCGCAAGGUUUGUGGCAAAAGCUUCCGAUUUGAUGCCAUAUCUGAGGUUGACAUAUACAGAAGCGAGCCCUGGGAACUAGCAGAUAAGUCAAGGUUGAAGACUAGGGACCAAGAAUGGUAUUUUUUCAGUGCAUUGGACAAGAAAUAUGGUAACGGUGGCAGAAUGAACAGGGCCACAGUCAAAGGAUACUGGAAAGCUACUGGAAAUGACCGUCCAGUUAAGCAUGAACAAAAGGAGGUAGGGUUGAAGAAGACAUUGGUCUUUCAUAGUGGGAGAGCUCCAGAUGGUGUUAGGACAAAUUGGGUCAUGCAUGAGUACAGGCUUGUUGAUUUGCCAGAGAGGGCUGGGACUGGAUCCUCUCAGCCUCAGGAUGCAUAUGUCUUGUGUAGAGUAUUUCACAAAAAUAACAUAGGACCUCCGAAUGGGCAACGGUAUGCACCCUUCAUUGAAGAAGAGUGGGAUGAUGAAUCAGGAAUGGUUCCAGGGGCAGAACCUGUGAAUAAUGGUUGUGUUGCCUACCCUACACGUGUUGAAGGCAAUGGUGGAGUUUUAUGCAUUGAGGGCAGAAAUGAUGCUGUACAGGACACUCAGUCUAACAAUAAAGUUCCUUUUGAUGUGAACAAGCUUCCAAUAGAAACUCAAAAUCUUCUGGCUGUGUGCAAGAGGGAAAGUAUGGCCGAGUAUCCAUCACCUGAAAAGGAUGACAAUAAUUGUAAGCAAAUGGAUGAGUACCCUUCACCUCAAGCAGAUAAUCCAAAGCCUAUCCCUCAAAUAUACAAAAGACGGCGGCAUAACUUAUCAAACCACUCAAUCGUUUCUGGAGAUUCAAUUCGAACCAGCCAGGAUCCGUGCUCAUCUACAAUAACCACUGCUGCAACCACUCUUCCAACUACCACCACUGCUGCUGCUACCACCACUACUGCACCAAAAAAACAUUUUCUCUCUGCACUGGUGGAGUUUUCCCUGCUAGAAUCCCUCGAAUCAAAGGAAAGCCUUGCUUCAAUUCAGCCACCACCAGACUUUGAUGCUGCAGAUCUCGAGUCAUCUGUGCCUCCAAGCUGUGCAAAGUUCAUCAAACACUUGCAGAGUGAGAUGCAGAAGCUUGCAGUUGAGAAAGAGACAAUGAGGUUUGAGAUGAUGAGUGCUCAAGCAAUGAUUAACAUUCUCCAGUCUCGCGUCGACAUUCUCAGCAAAGAAAAUGAAGAGUUGAAGAGGAUGAUCGAAAAACCUUAGGAACUGGCAGUGCUCUGCCCUUGUAUCAGUUACAGUUAGUUACAGCUGAGUAAUGGUGCUCAGGGUGUACCGGAUAUUUUCUUAGCUUUCUGAGUAAGAUUUGUAGUUCGCUCCUUUCCUUGGCUAAACUUGUCAAUGUUAAUCAUUUUAAACUCAUCAUUCUGUAGCUUAUGCUCCAAUUUCCUCUUGUGAAAAUGGCCAUGUUAGUUCUUGCCCCCCCUCUAUGAAUCAAUAGAUUAGCAAUCCAAUUUCAUAGCUGUUUUUCAU
This is a messenger RNA of Abrus precatorius (Indian licorice), 1868 nucleotides long. Its product is annotated as NAC domain containing protein 50. Gene Ontology annotation, molecular function: DNA binding. The record is from RefSeq and is a predicted model, not a curated record. Gene Ontology annotation, biological process: regulation of DNA-templated transcription. The transcript has 4 exons. Bases 183 to 1601 code for a protein of 472 amino acids. NCBI's taxonomy places the organism in Eukaryota, Viridiplantae, Streptophyta, Magnoliopsida, Fabales, Fabaceae.